AGUCCGUGCAGUCGUGUUGACCGGAGUGAAAAGCGACGUGGAAAAUUUGCAAAAAAUAAAAAGUUACAAAUAACACAAAACAGAGCGAAUAGAAAUAGAGAAAAGUAAAUAUAAGCAAACAAGUGCAGUUUUGUUGGGAGAGAAGUGUGUACGGAAAGGGGAGAUUAAUCCCUCGGACCUAGCAUAGAUACCUACAUUUUUGGUGGUCCCAAAAACACGGUGUGCUGAAAACGCAGAGAAAUCCCGAAGUAUCAACAACCAUGUCGACGUUACCCUUUUUGCUGAGCGUCGCCGACGAGCUAGACAACAUACACUCACAGUCCUACAUGGAUGACUUUGGCCUGGGCUUCCAUCCGCACCGCCAGUACUAUCGCACACCCACCAUCCAGUUGUCCCUGCCCGCCAGCACCGACUGGACGGGAUCGGGUCGGGACUGGUCCCAGACAGCGGGCAACAGGCACACUCGCUACCGCAGCUAUAAGUUCUACGAUGACUCACAGAACAAUCUGGAGGAGGAGGAGCCGCCCGUGGAGGAUCCUCAACCCAUUGAGCAGAUGAAGUUGCCACAGCAGUUGGUCCAGCAGACCACCCAGACGAUAUCGGAUCCCCAGCAGCCAACGAGUGCAACUGCCACUGCCGCCACAGCUCGCAAGGGACUGGGCAUGGUCAACUCCCACUCGCAUGAUGUGGGUGUUGGAGGACUGGGCCUGAAUCUCAAAGCUGGCGAGGAUGAGGACGAUGAGAACAUCGAUCGCACGGUGCGCAUGUAUAAUUUGUCCAAGAAGUGCUGCAAGAACUACUAUCGGCAUGCCUUAGAGACCGGACCCGGCGCCAGUGGCAAGGUCAAGUGCAGCAAUGCGCGCUCCGAGAGCCACAAGUCCAGCUCCAGUUCGGAGGAGAGCCUCCAGAAGAUACCCUCGCCCAUUGAGUUCCUUACCUGCUUUCUGGUGAAGAAGUCACGCACCCCCAAGGCCAAUGUGCCAGUGGGUCAGCCGCUGAAGAAGACAUAGAACACGGCCCGGCUGCUGCCAGCAGCGAUGUCCACCAGGACCUCCACCAUCAGCUCCACGGCCACCAGUGGAGCCGUGACCAAUGCAACCACGGACACGGAUACGACCACGUCGAAGCGCCGGAGCAACUGCUUCUGAAUGUUGGCCGGAGUCGGUGUCGUUUGUGGCCAGGCCUGGAGUUGGCUCCAGCGGUGCGGGGAGCUUCCCAAUUCGGAGCCCGCCUCGCUGCCCUCCACGCGUCUGGGCAGGAUCGCCUACUAGGCUCAUUCGACCGACUCCGAUUCGCAGUCAGGGGUAUAUAUAUAUUUGGCAUAUGAUUUAUUACUGGUAUAACUUUUGGCUUGAUUGAAAUUAUGGGAAUUUAUCGAAAAGGAACUUGGAGGGCUAGCGAUUUGCACUGGAAAUCAACUUUGGUAAAAAACAGGGCACUUUUAAAACCCCAUUCGUAUAGUAAAAUUCUCAUAAACUCUUUAAACUUAUUGUUUGAAAUGGCUUCUUUGAAAUGCUUUGUUAUAAACAUUGUACUGAAAUUUUAAAACCCUGUUCAUCAGUGAUUUUCAGUCCAAAAAAUCCCGUAGCCACAACUUGCAAAAAAUUACAGGCCAAAAGCAAUUUGAAGCUUAAAGCGAACAUAAUAUUACCAAUAGAAUAUAAAUAAUGAUAAACUAUUAAACCAACACCGAAACAUUUUUGCAAACCAAACACACACAAUUUUUAAGAGCCAGAUUUAUACCAAAAUAAGAAGAUUCCAGGAAUUUGUUAAGCAAACAUUUUUUAUACAAUUUUUUGAUACCAAGCAAACGAUAUAACUUAUAUAUGGAUAUUAUAUUAAUACUGGGAAUGUUUGAUUAAAUCAAGAAAAGGAAAUUCUAGCUCAACCGAAACCUAUAAGCACUAUCUAUUUCAUUUUAACGAGAGUAAUAAUAAUUUCAGGGAGAAUUUUAUAAACCUCUUGCCAGUUUACUAAUUAAUUUAACAAGGAACAUUUUCUUUUACAUUUUGACUGACUUAAAGGUACUGGUUGAGCUCGAAACUCCUAGCAAUUUUAUAAAUGCUGUUAGCUGUUUUAAGCCAAAUAAAUUGCGGGCUAAUUUAAUGGGUCUUCUGAAACACACACACACACACAAAAACAAGGAUACACCAAUAGCAAUGUUUUAUUUUCACGCAGACACAGUAAAGUUUAGUUUUCUCCCAUUUUUCCCAGCUAACUGAAAACUGUUGGCGAAAAAAGCGAAAAUUUCUGAAAAGCUGGGGGAACUUUUGCACAAUGUCGGCAAGUGUUUUGGCUCAAAGGGUGGAAUGGGGGCGGCAGUGGGCCCCAUAAAGAGUGAAACAUGUUUUCAAUUUCCUUUUUUCGGGGGACUGUAAACAAGUCAAUAGCAAACUACGGCUAAGGACAAACACACAGAAGACCUUGGUCCCAAUUUCAAAUUAGUGAAAAAAAAGCAAAACAGGAAAAAAUGAAACGCAAACAAGAUUUUGUAGCAGAAUUGUAAACGAAAUAAAAACACGUUGGCCGGGCUUGCGUCUAGUUGAAAGCUGGAGUACAGAUAUAGCAGAAUAAAUAUAUAUUUAUAGUUUUGUAGUCAGAUAUUCUCUUGCGUGUUCUAAAUAUAUUCUAAAUGUUGGAAAAUAAAAUAUUUCAAAUGUAUUUACAACUAAUCAAGAAGAUCAUUUUAUAUAUAUAUCUAUACUAUAUGUGUAGUCACACUGUUUGCACUUUUCAGAGUUUAGAAACGAAAAACAUAUAAUACAAGUACGGAAAAUAUAUCUAUGUAUGUCUCAAAACUCAUAGCUUUAUCGCAACACAAAAUUUGAAGUCGAAACUCAGCAUCAUAUUUCUCAGAUAAUUGUAAUACCUAAGAGCUCCAAGUCGAAACCACAUAAAAGCCACAAACAAAAAAUGUUAAUAAAAAUUACCUAGCUGUAGUUUGGAAUAACGAUUUUUGCCAGUAGCUCUUGCAGAACUUUUAUCUAGAUGGAAAAACAUUUUAACAUUGGCCAACUCGGCCACCACUCAUCUAACCAAUGUAACCGAAGUAAUUUAGACGUUCCUCAGAACACGAUCAUUUGCAUGGCAAUGGAAAACCUCUCGUAACUACAUACUUUAUCAACAAAGAAAACACUCAACGCAUAUCAUUCCAAUACAAUAGAUUUCAGCUAAAUCAUAUUCAACUUGAGAUUCAAUAAAUAAA
Messenger RNA from Drosophila mauritiana, 3205 nucleotides. RefSeq lists its product as uncharacterized. Bases 261 to 1010 code for a protein of 249 amino acids. Lineage: Eukaryota; Metazoa; Arthropoda; Insecta; Diptera; Drosophilidae. The transcript has a single exon. The record is from RefSeq and is a predicted model, not a curated record.